Miscanthus lutarioriparius is the source of this 2433-nucleotide messenger RNA. NCBI's taxonomy places the organism in Eukaryota, Viridiplantae, Streptophyta, Magnoliopsida, Poales, Poaceae. The record is from the annotation of a GenBank genome assembly.
AUGCAGCCCGGCGGCGGCGGCGCGAUCCGCGUGCUGAACGUGGCGGAGAAGCCGUCGGUGGCGAAGGCCGUGGCGGAGAUCCUGUCGCGCCGCUCAAUGCAGUCGCGGGCGGGCCGGUCCCAGUACAACCGCAUCUUCGAGUUCAACUACGCCAUCAACGGCCGCGCCUGCCACAUGCUCGUCACCUCCGUCACGGGCCACCUCAUGGAGCUCGAAUUUGAUGACCGAUUCCGCCGCUGGCACUCCUGCGACCCCGCCGAACUCUUCCACGCUCCCGUCCGUAAGUCCGUGCCCCAGGACAAGCAGGCCAUAAAACAGACUUUGGAAGAAGAAGCUAGGAGAUGCCAGUGGCUGGUGCUAUGGCUUGAUUGUGAUAGAGAGGGUGAGAACAUAGCAUAUGAAGUGAUCGAUGUUUGUACAAGUGCCAACAGUCAUCUUAACAUUUGGAGGGCUCGCUUCUCAGCUUUGAUUGACAGGGAAAUACAUGAAUCUGUGCAACAUCUUGGCAGGCCCAACAAGCUCUUUGCAGAUGCUGUGGAUGCAAGACAGGAAAUUGACCUUCGCAUUGGUGCCUCCUUCACAAGGUUUCAAACAAUGCUGUUAAAAGAUGCAUUUGUAAUUAAUGUGACUGGGGAUGACAGGAAUUUAGUUCUGAGCUAUGGUCCUUGUCAGUUUCCAACCCUAGGAUUCAUUGUUGAGCGUUUCUGGGAGAUUCAAGCUCAUGAACCUGAAGAGUUCUGGACGAUAAAUUGUACUCAUACUUCAGAUGAAGGCACUGCAUCUUUUGGUUGGAUACGUGGUCAUUUGUUUGAUUAUUCAUGUGCUAUUAGUAUCUAUGAAAUGUGUGUUUCAGAACCAAUGGCAACAGUACAAAAUGUUAGGAAUCAAGAGAAACUAAAAUACCCCCCAUAUCCACUAAGUACAGUGGAGCUUCAGAAACGUGCUUCUAGGUACUUUAGAAUGAGUUCAGAGCACACAAUGAAGGUGGCUGAAGAACUUUAUCAAGCUGGAUUCAUUAGUUAUCCGAGGACAGAAACUGAUAACUUCUCCCCAAACACUGACCUGCAUGCAAUUGUACGUGAACAAGUGAAUCAUCCAGUUUGGGGAGCAUAUGCUCAGCGACUUCUAAAUCCUGAAGCAAGACUUUGGAGAAAUCCCAGUAACGGUGGUCAUGAUGACAAAGCACAUCCUCCUAUUCAUCCAACCAAGUUUUCAGAAGGUGAAAGAAACUGGAGCCCAGACCACACUAGAUUGUAUGAGCUUGUUGUCCGACAUUUCCUUGCAUGCUGCUCUCAACCGGCUGUUGGAGCUGAAACAACUGUGGAAAUUGACAUAGCCGGUGAACAGUUUAAUGCAUCAGGGCGUGUUAUACUUUCUAAAAAUUAUCUGGAUGUUUAUCGCUUUGACUCAUGGGGUGGAACAUUACUUCCAACAUACAACAUUGGGCAGCAGGCAGGAAUUGGCACUGAUGCAACCAUGCAUGAUCACAUAAAGAAGUUGCUUGACCGUUGUUAUGCAACCAAAGAUGAAAACACACGUUUCUCCCCGACAAAUCUUGGUGAGGCAUUGGUGAUGGGUUAUGAUGAAAUGGGGUAUGAGCUCUGGAAGCCUUAUUUAAGAUCAAUGAUGGAAGCUGAUAUGAAAUCAGUUAGCAUGGGUACUAAGAGUAAAUCAGAAGUACUCCAGAGUUGUUUGCAGCAGAUGAAGGCCUGUUUUCUUGAUGCAAGGGUGAACAAAGCAAAACUCCUUGAUGCAAUGGGGACAUUCUUUGCAAGGUCUAAUAGACCUAUAAAUGAAACUCAAAAUCUGGUAGAGGUUGUGAGGCCUUGUGGUGCAUGCAAUGGAUCUGAAAUGGUGCUUAAGCGAAGGGCGACUGGUGAAUUUAUGGUUGGGUGCCGAAGUUAUCCACAAUGUAGAAACGUGGUAUGGCUCCCAGGAUCUCUUUCAGAAGCGGCUGUAACUAAUCAAGUUUGUCCUAUCUGUGCACCAGGCCCUGUUUAUAAGAUUCAAUUCAAGUUCCGUCGUAGGGAUAUUCCACCAAAUUUCGAUGUUGAUCACCUAGGUUGUGUUGGUGGAUGCGAUGAUAUCCUCAGAGAGCUUAUGGAGCUAAGUAGGUUUGGAGGUCGUAGCCAGGCUGCAACACCAGCAAGAGGACCAACUCCAAAUGGUGUGGGUCAGGGGGGUCCAAGGCAGGAUUUACAUACAAAUUUUCGUCCGGCAGGCCAGCUUAAUAAUGAGAACCCAUCCGUUAUGCAUUCUCAAGGUUUCCGUUCAACCCAUACCCAAAAUCCAAGUAGUGCUUCAGGUUCAAUGGCGGUUCCAAAUGACAACCAAUUCGUGCACCAUCUGAAGGAUCAUGGUGCUAUCGGUCCUUUCCUACCAGCAGAGCCAACACCGUUGUGUUACUGUGGGUUACCGGCAUUUGUGAAGUAG